This is a messenger RNA of Debaryomyces fabryi, 1011 nucleotides long. RefSeq lists its product as uncharacterized. Bases 1 to 1011 code for a protein of 336 amino acids. Lineage: Eukaryota; Fungi; Ascomycota; Pichiomycetes; Serinales; Debaryomycetaceae. The record is from RefSeq and is a predicted model, not a curated record. The transcript has a single exon.
AUGUCGGUAAAAUUUAAUGUUCAUACAUCCGUAAAUCUUGGAUACAACUUUCCCUCUAUAGAUGAAUCUGAUCUAGAAUUUGCCAGCCACUUACCAAGAGAUGUUCUUUUAAAUAAAAAUUUAAAGUUAGAAGGAUUACCAAAGGUAAAAGAGCCUUAUUACUCAAGAAAUCCCAUCUCAAAGUGUUUUGAUGCGAAAGAAUCCAACGAUGGGGUGAAUGAUAGCCCUCUCUAUGAAUUAUUAGCAAAGAACCAAGAAUACUUGAAGCAUUAUCAAUUGGAACUUACUUUUUCUAGGAGUCCUAAUAACGUCUCGAAAGAUAGUCAUAAUAUAAAACAAGAUAACGAUUUGGGACAAAAGAAUAGAGGUAUUAAAAGGUCAAGACAAACAAUCGAAGAAAAUGCUAGUGAAACUAAUGCUACCCAGGCGCAACCUUCAUCUAUUUAUAAGACCCCAAUACCUAAUAAGACCAUUUUCUUUUCCUCCUCUGCCUCAUCAAAGAAAAAGAAUACGACAAAUCUUCUUCAAUCUACGCCUGUUUCAGACAUGGGCGAGGCAUCAGGUAAAAAACCAAACAUUCUUCUUGCUAAACUGAAAGCCUUCAAGAUGGACAAAGCUGAAUUUCUCAAUUUGCCUAUAAAAUCCGUGACAGAGAAAACAACUGCUAUAAGACAUGAUAAUGCGGAUGAAGAAAGUAUGGAAAUGACAUCUGACUAUGAUCAUUUAGCAUGUCAUGCAGGUAACAUUAUGCGUAUGGCCGUGGAUUCAACUAUGUUAGGCUCCUCAUAUAAUGAAAGCUUUUCGCCCACAUUCAAUAAUACAUUCGGAGGGAAUGACUCUAUACUUGGAUUGCAGUCUAGAAAAAGGUAUAAUGAUUUUUUCGAUGAUGAAGCUGACAAGAGUUUGAUAGAAAGUAUGAAGUCAAGGUGGAAUAGCGGAUUAAAUAGAAUGAAAGCUAAGGUAAUUGAUAUUAAUGCCGAUGAAUUACAACAAGCAGUCCAAGCAGACUAG